Molecule: messenger RNA, 3604 nt
Organism: Phragmites australis (common reed)
Lineage: Eukaryota; Viridiplantae; Streptophyta; Magnoliopsida; Poales; Poaceae
Product: pentatricopeptide repeat-containing protein At3g06920-like
Exons: 2
Coding region: 51-2681 (876 amino acids)
Molecular function (GO): protein binding
Source: RefSeq, a predicted model, not a curated record
ACCAGCCCUGAGCCCCUGAACCCCUGCUAGGGUUUUACCAAUCCCUCCUCAUGGCGGCGGCCGCUCGCUGCCCGUUCCUCGCUGCCUCCAACUUCCUCCGCACCCGUCGCCACCUCUCCUCCAUCGCUCCACCAUCCCCACCUCACCACCCCAAUCCCCUCGUCGCCGAGCUCCUCGGUCUCCUUUCCGCCGCCGCCUCCUGGACGCCCGCCCUCGCCGGCGCCGUCUCCUCCUCCCUCUCCGUCGCCCCUGCAUCCGCCCCCGAUGCCGUCAUCCCCGUCCUCCGCGCCCUCAAGAAUCCAUCCCUCGCCGCCCCCUUCUUCCUCCUCGCCUCCUCCGCCUCCUCCCCACACCCGCUCCCUGCCGACGCCUACAACGCCAUCCACCCUUUCCUCUCCCACGACCUCGCGGCCCUCGAGAAGGUCCUCGAGGAGAUGAGCGUCCUCGGGUACGGCCUCCCCAACCCCGCCUGCGCCGACCUCGUCGCGACCCUCGUCCGCGCUCGCCGCCUCGACGACGCCGAGCGCGCAAUCGGCGUCAUGCGGCGGCUCAAGUUCCGCCCUGCGUUCUCGGCGUACACAGUGCUGAUCGGCGCGCUGGCGGAGGCACGACGUUCCGAGCGCGCGCUGGAGCUUCUGCGGCAGAUGCAGGAGGUCGGGUACGAGGUGGGCGUGCCGCUGUUCACGACGCUGGUGCGUGCUUUGGCCCGUGAAGGGCACGUGGAGGGCGCGCUGGCGCUGGUGGAUGAAGUGAAGGGGAGCUGCCUCGAGCCGGAUAUUGUGUUGUACAAUGUGUGCAUUGAUUGUUUCGGAAAGGCUGGGAAUGUGGACAUGGCCUGGAAGUUCUUCCAUGAGUUGAAGGCGCACGGGCUUAGUCCAGAUGACGUGUCUUACACGAGCAUGAUUUGGGUGCUGUGCAAGGGGGAAAGGCUAGGUGAGGCCGAGGAGCUGUUUGGCCAGAUGGAGUCGGAAAGGGCUGUGCCUUGUGCGUAUGCAUAUAAUACAAUGAUCAUGGGGUAUGGGUCUGCAGGGCGAUUUGAGGAUGCUUAUAAGCUGCUUGAUAAGUUAAGGGAAAGAGGUUGUAUUCCAUCUAUUGUGUCAUUUAAUUCGAUUCUCACUUGCCUUGGAAAGAAGAGGAAGGUUGAUGAGGCGUUGAGCUUGUUUGAUGCUAUGAAAAAGGAUGCAGAGCCAAAUUCCUCGACAUAUAACAUCAUGAUCGAUACGCUUUGCCUGGCUGGAAGGGUUGCCGAGGCCUAUAAGAUACGGGAUGAGAUGGAACAUGCUGGUCUGUUCCCUAACUUGUUAACAGUGAAUAUAAUGGUUGAUAGGCUGUGCAAGGCAAAGAAGCUUGAGGAGGCCUAUACCUUGUUUGAAACUGCUAGUCAGAGAGGUUGUAAUCCUGAUUGUGUGACAUAUUGUUCCCUUAUUGAUGGAUUAGGAAAGAAGGGAAAGGUUGAUGACGCUUAUAGGCUAUUUGAGAAUAUGUUAGAUGCAGGCCACAAUGCUAAUCCUGUUGUAUAUACAUCCUUGAUAAGGAAUUUCUUCAUGCAUGGAAGGAAAGAAGAUGGGCACAAAAUCUUCAAAGAGAUGAACCGUCGAGGAUGCCAUCCUGAUCUUACCCUACUCAAUACAUACAUGGAUUGUGUUUUCAAAGCAGGAGAUGUUGAAAAGGGAAGAGCAAUAUUUGAGGGCAUCAAUGGUUAUGGCUUCCUUCCUGAUGUCCGAAGCUAUUCCAUUUUGAUUCAUGGUCUCACAAAAGCUGGCCAGGCUAGAGAAACUUCCAAUAUCUUUCAUGCCAUGAAGCAGCGAGGUUUUGUUCUUGAUGCCCGGGCUUACAAUGCUGUUGUUGAUGGGUUCUGCAAAUCUGGGAAGGUGGACAAGGCCUAUGAAGUUCUUGAGGAGAUGAAGGUUAAACGUGUAGCUCCAACUGUUGCUACAUAUGGAUCAAUUAUUGAUGGUUUGGCUAAGAUUGAUAGGUUAGAUGAAGCUUACAUGCUCUUUGAGGAAGCAAAAUCAAAAGGAAUAGAAUUGAAUGUUAUUGUGUAUAGCUCUCUCAUCGAUGGGUUUGGAAAGGUUGGUAGGAUAGAUGAAGCUUAUUUAAUUUUAGAAGAGAUGAUGAAGAAGGGUUUAACUCCGAAUGUUUACACAUGGAACAGCCUUAUGGAUGCUUUAGUAAAAGCUGAAGAAAUCAAUGAAGCCCUUAUCUGUUUCCAGUCAAUGAAGGAAAUGAAAUGUUCACCAAACACUUACACAUACAGCAUUAUUAUACAUGGCCUUUGCCGAGUACAGAAGUACAAUAAGGCUUUUGUGUUCUGGCAAGAAAUGCAGAAACAGGGAUUGGUCCCUAAUGUUGUGACUUACACAACCAUGAUUUCCGGGCUUGCUAAGGUAGGGAACAUAACAGAUGCUUGCAGCCUCUUUGACAGGUUUAAGGCGAAUGGUGGAAUCCCCGAUGCUGCAAGUUUCAAUGCUCUUAUAGAGGGAAUGAGCAAUGCUAAUAGAGCAAUUGAGGCGUAUCAGGUAUUUGAAGAAACUCGAUUACGAGGAUGUAGAAUUAAUGUAAAGGCAUGCAUCAGUCUUCUAGAUGCUUUGAACAAAGCUGAAUGUCUUGAGCAGGCUGCUGUUGUAGGUGCAGUUUUGAGAGAAAUUGCGAAGUCCCAACAUGCUGCUAGAUCUUUAUAAAAUUCAGCCUCAUUGGAUGCUAUUACCAACACACUACAACAUUGGCAUUAUGAAUUUACAAUGCUUGGAUUAUCUCAGGACUUACUACAACAUCAGCCAAAUUGAUUUGGUUUGUAUAAUUCAUAGUUUCAUACUAUUUAGUGCAUUAGAAGGAGGUUUUGACAUUACCAUGAUUCAGUGUGAAGGUAGUGUUCUGCGAUUUGGUGAGAACAUUUUGUUAGGCAUUUCUCCCAAUGCUGAAAUGGACAAAAGGUUCGAAUCUCCUAAUCUCAGGUAACCAGGAGAAUAAUCUCAGUGUCACAGUUGCUCCAUGGCCACUUGGUGGCUUCAGAUUUGCCAACUGAGGAUUGUUCUCUAGAGAUGUCAAAGAAUUCCUGGUUCAGCAUGUUGAUUCAGAAGUUUAAAUCGAACUUCUACACAGGUGCAAUAGUUUCAAAAGGCACGAAAACAGGGUUGCUUUUGCCCCUGAUCAUGGACCUUUUGUUAUCGGCUCCGGGGACGGCUGAACGACACGAGAAGAAUGACCCCAGGCUGUAUGAGGUCCGGCAGAAAACCUGCUUCUCGGCUGCAGAGUUGCUCUGAAUAAUUUGUUCAUUCAAUUGUUUCCCACCUUUGGAAAAAGUGCCCAGCAAUUAAACAUCAUAACCACCCUCCACAGCUCACCUACAAGCUACAGUUUAUGAGUUUAGCCGUUGGUCGACAUAUUUGCCAAUUUCUUUACCCUCUGACCACAAUACUUGAGAUGAGCAUGCAGGCUCCGCAAAGUGCUCGAUCUCACGCUAAAGCUUUAUAGCUGCGCUCUUGCACAAGAACUCGGGAUCAUAUUCAAUGAAAAAGAGCUUGUAACAAUUUUUUCAUUGAAAAAACUUUUUUUUUUCAAGUUUCCAAUGCUUACACCAUUUUCGUCGGUAUGCCCUCUAAGA